CCGCUAUUAGGGAAACCUUCUACGCUUUAUAUGAAUGGAAUAGGCUCCUGAUUGGUCACGACUACUGGCAACUACUUCAAAUCUUAGAUGCCUAGAAAUACCAGUGUGUACUUAUACACUUAUAUAUAAUUUUGGGACACUUGAUUUUGAGAGAACACUAGAGUUUCAGAUGGCGCAUACAUCGUUUAUCGUUUAAAGGAGAUUGCAGAUACUUUAAAGAUCAUAUCUUGAAAACUGUUCGAGAAUGGAAUUCCCUAAAACUUUUCAAGCCUUCUGCAAAUUACGGAUCACUCUAAUCCGAAAGAUACAGCAAUAUUUUAAAAGUUACCUUUAAACAAUGUCUGUUUCUCAUUCAUUUUACAAUGUGCUGGUCGCUAUCUACCCAAUAAACAAGCCUUUUUCCAUCUAUAUCUUCAUAUUUUUUUCAAUAUUAGUAUAAACGAAACAAAACUCCAAUGACCUACUCGCGACUCGAACCCAGCCAUCGUAAAUGAAUACAGAGAGUUUUCUGUGAUAAAUACUGAUAUUCUGUGUUUCUUCGUUGACAUUUGAAAAUAUAUGAAAUGAACCGUUGACAUAAACUUGAAUUUUGGGACGCCAAAAUAAAGUUUCGUUUAUUAUUUUAAAGGAUAGGAGCUAUGAUUUUAAUUUUUUAUUUCGAUUUCUGAAAUGUCUAUGAAGGAAAUAUUUUCGGUUGCCCUAAGUAAGGCACAAGAAGAAAAAUUCUGCUGUAAGAAAAUUAUUAAAUUAGUGGAAAACGCUUUCGAUAAGUCCAAACUCGAGGAACUGCUUCAAGCUUACAUUGAUGCAUUAUACAAUUGUUACUACUCAGAUGAUUAUGCAGACAAAAAUCCAUAUAUAUCCAGAACUUUGGAGUUCUUAGCAAAAAUAGCAAUAAAAAUUACUCUGAAAUGUAUAGAGCCAAUGGAAAUUGCAGAUACUAAUGGCACUACUUCUCAAGUCUACGAUAUCACCUUCGAUCCAUUCUUUUUAAACAUUUUAAAGGCUAGUUUGAAGUUUGCUUGUGUAGGCAAAAAAGAAGUAAGGUUUAAUACAUGUUAUUUUAUCAUGACCUUAUUACAAAACAUUGGAAAUAAUGUUGAAAUGGAUUAUAGCGUUUGUAAUAUUAUCUUGGAUUCUCUAGUAGAAUUAUUACAUGAUACUAAAACAAGUGUCAGAAUUCAAGCUAUUAAAGCAUUAGUGAGACUUCAAGAGCCUUCUAAUGCAGAGUGUGUAGUAUUAAAGUCUUUUUGGAUGCUAUUUAAUGAUCAAAAUAGUGAAGUGAGAAAGGUUGUGAUAAAUUAUAUAGCUCCACAUCCACAAAGUUAUAGCAAAAUUAGAAUGAGACUUUCAGAUACAGAUCUUGGUGUUAGGCAAGCAGCAUAUGCCAAAUUAGCAGAUACAAAUCCAAAGUUGUAUCUUAAAAUAAUUGAUAGGAAUAUUAUUUUAACCUCCGGUUUAGCUGAUACAAAUAAGAAAAUAAAGCAUAUAUUGACAGAGAAAUUAUUACCAAAAUGGUUAAGUCAUUUUGAAGGGAAUUAUCUACUCUUUUUUAGAGCAUUGAGAUUGGAUGCUGAUGAAAAUGACAUAAAUAACUUUGAGAAGUUGUGCUCAAAACUUUCAAAUAUCCUUUUGGGGCGUAAUAGUUUGACUGACAUUGUGAAAAAUUUACCUGUUAGUAAAGAAGAAAAAGUUAUCCCUAUCCAACAGUUACGUUUGGAGUGUGUAUUUUUUUGGUCAAAUGUUAUAAGUCACCUCAGGAAAAUAGAAGAUGAAGAAGACUAUUUACAGAACAUUUUACCAGAGUUGACAACAUUUAGUAAUUAUAUAGAAAGAGUAAUUAAAGAAAAGACUUCUGUUACUAUGGAUGAAUGGGAAAACCUAGAAUUUCAAAAUGUGGUAUUCCAGCUGUUCCAAAUUUCAUCAGGAUUUGAUAUGUCAGAUGAAGUUGGAAGGAAAACCUUAUAUGCAUUGAUUUUAAAAAUUUUAACAACAAAUAAAUUUCAACAGAAAUUGAUCAAUAAGAUUGUUCAAGUUGCUUCUCAAUUGAAUAGUGAUGUUAAUUCGCUUACAAUCGAUCUAUGUCAAGUUAUUUCCGAAAUAAGAGAGCCUUUAAUAGAUGAAGUGCCAUCUGAGGACAAAUUGAGGAAACAGAAAUUCGAGAUUACGCAAUUGAGAGUAAAAAUUCAUCAAUUGGAAAUUGAUGAAGAAGAAGCUUUGAAGAAAAAAGAUUUCCAACAUGCGCAUAUUGUUCAAAAUGAAAUAAAAGAAUCACAGAGAAAACUAGAUAGUUUGAAUAAUAUGCUGUACUCGGUUUCGGAAAAAGUGAGGGUAUCUAAAGAUGAUCCAGAAACAAUCUGUAGAUGUUUGGAUAUACUUAUAGGACUCUUGAAAAUACCAACUAUUACUGUUAUGUCCCCUGCUUUACAGUCAUGCAGAGAUGAAUUCUUAAUGCCGCUUUUGAGUAAUAAUACAUCAGAAAUACACUGGAGGUUUAUACUAUGUCUUGGUUUGUUUUCAAUUAUGGAUAGGGACUUAGCUUUCCAGCAUGCCAAUUUUCUUUGUUUACCAAUAGCUACUUACAGGGCGAUACAAAACUAUGAUAAAAUUGCUCUGAAAACGUCUGUAGCAUGUGUCACUGAUCUAAUAUGCAUGUAUGGUGUCAAAGUGAUUGGUAUGCAAGAAAACUCUCAAACUGAUCUGAACCAGGAUACGAAUCCAAUAGCUUCUAGGAGAAAACUGUACUCUGAAGAUCUUAAUGAACCGGAAAUUUUGAAUAAGGAUGACAUAACAAUUGAAUUCAUCAUUGAUAUCAUACUGGAUAUGUUGAACGAUGAGGACGAAGAAGUUCGUUGCACUGCCACUACUUCGAUAUGUAAACUUAUUGCACAUGAUUUUCCAAUAAACUCCGAUAUUAUAUGUCGACUCAUUCUGAAGUGGUACAAUCCUGAAACAGAAAAGCAAGAUCCUAAAUUGCAUCAACAACUUGGCUCAAUUAUAGAAUGCUUCACUAAUCUGACUAAAGGCGCAAAAAGAAUAGUACAAAGAGCAGUUGUACCAAUAAUAUCUAGUAUAGUCAAUGCACCUGGAACAAGUCCGUUGCUUGAAAUCGAUAUAGAAAAUGUUCUCAGAUUGCUAGCAGCACUUACUUGCACAGUCAAUGACAAAGAUGAGGAAAAUAUACAUGGAGAAAUUGCUGUUGAUCUUGUUGAAAGAAUAUCGAAAAAACCAAACGAGGCUUGUACUUCAUAUCUGGUUAAAUUAUUGACCUAUUUAACAAUGAAGUUUAAGGAUAUAGAAGAAUGUAAAAAAAUGAUUGCUUCAGUAGAAUUAUUAGUUGAUGAUUUGGUGGAUAAGAUUCCUAAAAAGAAUCUUAUAAAAUUUCGUGAUAAAUUGAAUGAUGGUUUGAGAAGAGCAACUACAGGUGAGAAAGAAGAAGAUAAGAAUGAGACUAACACAGUAAAUGGAUUCACUUCAAUAAGCCAUGUUACAAAUGGUAAUUCAGAAAAUGAGUCUUCUUUAGCAAAACUGUCUAUGAUAAAUGAAGAAUCAAACAAUGAAAGUCAAGAGCAACUCGAAAAUAAUGAUAUAUUGGAAAAGGACCAAGAAUAUAAUCCAAAAAGAAAUAUAAGAGAAUCAAUUGAAAAAAGAGAUAAAAAUGAUAAAAAUCAUGGGCAACUUGAAGAUUCACAUUGCUAUUCAAAAGGUAAUUCACAGUCUCCUUCGAAAGAAGGUUCUGUUGAAAACUGUUCUGAUGAAACUGUAGAAAAUCAAAAAUCAACUCGAUCUGGAAGGAAACUAUUAAUGAGGGGUGUAAGUAAAAUAUUAAAAGGUAAGGGAAAACUUCAGAAAAUAUCGGAAGGAGAUGAAGAAAACAAGAAAUCAAAAAGUAGUGAAGGAACAGUUGAGAAUGCCAAAGCUGAAAAUGAAGAAAGUUUAAGAAAAUCAAUUUCUGUAGAUGUUAGUAGGAGAUCAAUAGGUGAAAAUUUAAUUUAUGAGAAGUAUGACUAUACUUCUGAGGAAAAAACAGAAAAUUCUGAUGAAACACCAAAAAAAACAAGUAACAAAAAAACAAACUCUAAGAAUUCCAAAAUUCAGAUAAUCUCUCAAGUUGUAUUGAGGAAAGAUAACAAAACACAAUCAAUUGAUUCCUUUACUUCUGUUGAUAUAUCAAAGAGAAAACUAAGAAAAUAUAAAACUCCAUCUGAUAACGGCUCAACCUCAACAUGUGAUAAACCUGAUAACAAAAAAAAACAGUUGCAGAGAAAUACUUCGUUCACAUCCAAAUUCAAUGAUGAUGUAACAUCUCAGUCUGUUAAAGAGAAAAUUACAUCAAAAGGUUCCCCAAAACAAAACAAAGAAAAAAGGUCAGCAGAAACUCCCUUAUCUAUAACUGUAAAUCGAAAAUCUAAAAGGCAUUUAAGAGGUACUACAACUGAAGAAACACCAAGAAAGUUAGUUACUAAUACAAAAGAAAAUCCAUCAAGUCCGUUUAGAAAAAAAGACACAAACACUCCACUUUCUGUUGGAAAGAGAUCAUCUAAAAGAUUUUCUAAUAUUCCAUCUGUUUCUAAUAAAAUUAACAGAAAAAAAUCUCUACCAUCUCUUACUGUUAGAAGAAGCUUGAGGAAAAGACUCACAAAUAGCAGUUUAUCCAAUAAUCCAUACCGUAAAAGUUUUACGACAACUCCAAAGACUGCAUCAAGAAAUGAACCCAAAAAAUUAUCAAAAAUGAAAGAAGCACCAAAGGAACAAGACCAAACCCAACCAAACACUCCUAAACAAUAUAAUGUACAUAAUAAAAUUCAUAAUCUUAGACGAACAAAAAUGAGUGAAAAAUUAUCUGAAUCACCUUCUGAAGUUUCUUCAAUGGAAUCUUUAAAUAAAAAAACAUUGAGAAGUCAGAAGCAAGAUCCAGUAGUUGAGAUAAGUAAGACUAAAAUAAAUCCCAAUACUGUUAAUCGAAAUGAUAGGGUUGAAUCAAAACAAAUGUUCAAAACAAAGAAAAAAGCAGAUAAUUCCAAAUCAGUCAAGAAUUUAGGGGAAACCAGUAAAAAACAUAAAAAAGACACAUUUCUUGGUAAAGAACAAAUUAAAGACAAAAAGGGAAAUAAAAAUGCAUGUUCGAGCCAAGAGGUGGAAAACGGAGUUCUUCAAAAUUUGAAUAGUGUAAUGAAUAAAAUGAAUAAUUCUCCAACAAAUAGAAGGAGCUCGAGGAUUGAAAAAAGUGGAAAUAAACAUGAGUCAAAAGAUAAGAAUAAAACCAAAGAAUUAAAUUUAUCUUCAUCAGUUUUGACAAGAUCACGAUUAAGCAAUCGACUUAGUAAAUCAAAUGGAUCAAGAAAACAAUUGGAUUUUUCCUCAGAUGCUGAUGAAACUAUUCUUAAAACUUUCCUACAAGGGGAUGAAGAAUUCCAGAUUGUGACGGAAAAUAUUUCUAUAGAAGAGGAUAAUUCCUUCAGUAACCUGUCGAGGGAUUCAAAAAAAGAAAAUUUAUCAAUUAGUAUAAAUCCCUCAAACACCUCAAGAAGAAGUAGUCUAAGAAAACGCAACCGACAAGAUGAUUCACCAGUCAGCGCAGAAUCUGUACCAAGAAAAAAAAUGAUGGGGACUAAAUACAAAAAAAAUCUACAGAGAGUUGGACAAUGAGAUUGAUAAUUCUAUUGUAUUAUAAAAUCUACAUUAUUUUUAUAUACAGCCAAAUUUAAUACACAAAGUGUUUUCAUGUAAAUAAUAUUUGUCAAUAACGUAAACAGAAAUAAAUUUGUACAAAUUUU
Harmonia axyridis is the source of this 5777-nucleotide messenger RNA. RefSeq names its product condensin complex subunit 3-like. The transcript has 19 exons. Gene Ontology annotation, cellular component: cytoplasm; condensin complex; condensed chromosome. Lineage: Eukaryota; Metazoa; Arthropoda; Insecta; Coleoptera; Coccinellidae. The record is from RefSeq and is a predicted model, not a curated record. Gene Ontology annotation, biological process: mitotic chromosome condensation. Bases 670 to 5649 code for a protein of 1659 amino acids.